Messenger RNA from Aspergillus clavatus NRRL 1, 1512 nucleotides. RefSeq lists its product as uncharacterized. The record is from RefSeq and is a predicted model, not a curated record. NCBI's taxonomy places the organism in Eukaryota, Fungi, Ascomycota, Eurotiomycetes, Eurotiales, Aspergillaceae. The transcript has a single exon. Bases 1 to 1512 code for a protein of 503 amino acids.
AUGUCCAGCUCAGACUACCGGUGGGAGGAAGUCAGUCCUGGGCGCUGGGAAAGGGACAUCGAUGAGGUGGAACAGUUCUACACCUCUCUGGCAAAGGCGUAUGAAGGCUCCGGACGAACCUACUUCGCCAUCACCGGCUUCAUCUCGUUUUCGGUCGAGACCAAGGACGGUGUUUCUGCACAGGAUACAGCAGGCAGGGUUGAAGAUGCGCUACGCAAAGCAUGGAUUCAUUUACGGUACGACCAUCCCACCAUCGGGUCACGGGUGGAAUGGAAUCCCGGGCAACAGCGGUGCAAGAAGAUAUAUGAGACGCUAUCGGGUCCUCGUGUGAAUGCGUGGCUGCAAUCCACCUUUCAGAUCGUUCCUAAUACUACCUCCGGACUGGAAUGGUGUAAUUCCGAUCCGCCAGUACCAAAGCUGCCGACUCUCUUUCUGAUCUGGGGUCCGGCAGCAGACGGACGCAUCGAGGGAGACCUUGUUCUGCGAUCACCCCACGACAUCAUCGACGGAGUCGGAGCGCUGAUGCUUUUCGACAACCUAUUUACACACGCCGCGAGCGCAUACAAGCAAGGACCGGAAUACGUCCUCCCCCAAUUCGGGCCAGAGUUCGCCAACCUGAGCCCCCCGUUUCGUGUUGCAGCUGGUCUCCGGCCAAGCAUGCCUGCAGAUCAGAGAGAGCGGUUCGAGACAAUGAUGGCGUAUAACGCGUUCAUGAAACAGGACCGCAUUGAGAUAGCUACCAUGCCGUAUAAGAAAGGGGAACAGCUACCGGGAAAACACCAGCGAGUCGCCCUGACUCUCUCGACUGACCAGACGACAAAGCUCCUAGCCGCCUGCCGACGCACAGGUCUGAGCGUCACGCAUGCAUAUCAUGCCGCGAUAGCGCUGGCCGUGCGUGAUCUCCAAGAACGACGCGAACAGGAACGCCUGGUCCGAUAUAUCAAUUAUUCCUUGAUUAACGAGCGUGCGCAUUGCUUGCCGCCGUACGACACCCGUCUCCAUGCCGCAGCGGUUUACCACUCCGUGUCCUGCAAGUCGCUCGUCAUUGAUACCAAGGUCCCGAGCAUACUGGCCAGCCCAGCCGACCCGAACCCAAAUAGGGAGGAGUACGGGAAGAUUGCUAAGACUGUCAAGGACUUCUACCUGGAGAUCCGGAAUGACUACGACCACAUCCAGAUGAUUCCGGCCUGGUUCGCUAACAAUACCAUCCCCUACCCGCAGGGUGACGGCGCCCCCCCUGUCCCAGAGCCGAACCACAGUCCCUCCGUCUCAAUAUCUAGCUUGGGAGUAGUGGAUAAAGUCAUUAGUCCAUCGCAGGGGGCGUUCGAGCUGGAGAAUCCUUGGGUCACUGGGGAGGAGUUAGGAACCGGCCUUGGAUUGUUCCUGGGAACCUGGAAGGGACAGCUGACCUCGAGCGCGGCGUAUAACGAUGCGUGGCAUGACAGGGAUGAGGUGAUGGAGUUUAUACAACGAUGUAAUAGCAUCAUGAUGCAGGGGCUUGGGGUACUCUGA